CAUUACACGAGGUCACCAGAUCCUGUUUCUAAAUCUAUGAAUAGGAGACAGAAUUUUCAGUCCAAACACAGUUCGACUCAAUCAACAUUUUGGUUCCGAGAGAAUUAGAGGAUUACUUCUAGAUCACUUUUUUGUUAUUUCAAAGUACACUGUAGAAGAAAAUAAUACUUUGACAAUGCCAGGCAAGAAGAAAAAACAAGGACAGCGGGGAAUCGACGCGGCAGCAAUGCUGGAAUUCAUGAAUGAUUGCCCCACGGAGGAUGAAUUCUACCACAGCCCCAUGGAAAUGCAGAAGAACUCGCUGGCCAAUAAAAAUAAUACUUUGACAAUGCCAGGCAAGAAGAAAAAACAGCGGGGAAUCGACGCGGCAGCAAUGCUGGAAUUCAUGAAUGAUUGCCCCACGGAGGAUGAACCCCCAAUGACAUUCUACCACAGCCCCGUGGAAAUGCAGAAGAACUCGCUGGCCAAUAAAAAUAAUACUUUGACAAUGCCAGGCAAGGAGAAAAAACAGCAGGGAAUUGAUGCGGCAGCAAUGCUGGAAAGCAUGAAUGAUGAUUACUCCAUGGAGGAUGAACCCCCAAAGAAAUUCUACCACACCCCCAUGGAAAUGCAGAAGAGCACGCUGGCCAAUUACAUGGAUCAGUUUCGAGAACAAAAGGAUGUCGAACAUCAGACCUGCAACACAAAAGAUCAACAAGCAGAGCUGGAGCAGGUGAAAGCUGAGAAUGAGGCCCUCAAAGAUCAGCUUCAGUCUGCAAAGCAGCAACAGGAGGCUGCGGAAAAACACUACACGGAGUUGCAAAAGGAGAGAAAUCCAUGGAACCUGAAGGCUCAGCUUCAAGCAGAGAAAGACAAGAAUAGUCGUCUCAUGGCUUCACUGAAGGAGGCAAAACAAGACAAGUCUUCUCUCAUGGCACAGCUGGAAAAAUCCAAGGCCACUCAUCUUGCCCAGCAGGAGAUGCAGACCAAGGAAAACGAGAACACCAUGACUGAAAUGAAGAAAAAGCUUGAAGAUCAGCUCCAGUCUGCAAAGCAACUGAAAGCAGAGAAGGAGGCCCUCCAAAAUGAAUUGGAGGCAAAGAACAACGAGCUCCGUGCUGAAAAGAGGCAGAUUGCUGUGGAAAAAACCAAGGUGGAGAUGGAAUUGGAGAACACUCUGCUUUAUGAGAUGGCUCAGCUGCAAGCUGAGAAAGACAAGAGUAGUCGUCUCAUGGCUUCACUUAAGGAAGCUGAGCAAGACAAGUCUUCCCUCUUAGCACAGCUGGAUGAGAAAAGAAGGGUCAACGCCACCAUUGUGGCUGCUCUUAAAGAGGUUGAGAAGCAGCUGGAGGACAAGACUUCCCUUCUGGCACAGCUGAAAAAAUCCCAGGCCACAUAUCAUGCCCAGUCAGAGUUGCAGGCAGAGAAACACAGGAAUACCGUGGCUGCACUGAAGAAAGACCUAGAAGAUCAGCUUGAGAGUAGCCGUCUCCAAUGGCAGCAGGAGAAAACCUCCCUGCUAGAGGAAAGCGAGAAGGCCAGAGAGUCCUAUGUGUCUCAACUGGAGGAGAAGAAACGGGACAACAACACCGUUGUGGCUGCUCUUAAAGAGGUUGAGAAGCAGCUAAAGAUUGGACAACUCCAGUGGCAGGAGGACAAGACUUCCCUCACGGCACAGUUGGUCAUAACAAACCAGAGGGACACUGACCUAGCUGAACAAAUACAGAGGUGGGAGGCCAGGGAAAGAGGGAUGAGGGAAGACAACAAGUACCUGGAGAAGAGGUUCAGGGACCAACUGGCCGAGACGAAGAGCUGGCAGGACAUCGCUCUUGACCAAUACAGUAAGAGAGGCUUCUGGUUUGGCAAGAAGAAGAUCGAUGAUAGAGAUGCGGAGCUGGAGAGAAUGAAGAGGAAAAUGCAGGAGAAGGAGGAGAAGAAUAGGAUUGUCCAUGGUGAUAAGGUGGUUGAGGAGGCUGCUGCCUGUCAGUAGCUCUCUCUUCCUCCACUCCUCUCCCCCUCUCUGACAAUCUCAUGUUGGGUUUUCACCUGGUGCUCAAGGUUUCCCAAAAAUAUAUAGGCUAAUUCAACACUCUGAAUUGGCCCAAUGUAUAUAUUUAAAAAAAAAAAACUCCUCUCCCCUUCUCUGACAAUCUCAUGUUGGGUUUUCGCCUGGUGCUCAGGUUUUCCCGUAAAUAUAUAGUAGGCUAUAUAUUUGGAAAAAACGUAGGGUUUUCUCCUGGAUCGCUCAGGUUUACCCGUAAAUAUAUUGUAUAUAUUUCGAAAAAACGAUCAAAAUGAGUCGGUGACGAUCUCAUGUAGGGUUUUCUCCUGGUUGCUCAGGUUUUUCCCAUAAUUUAACACCAGUUAAAUUAUAAAAAUAAACAACAAUACACCAAUCUAGCCUCUGAUAAGACACGCUGUUGCAGCAUCAGUGCCGGUCCCAAGCCCGGGUUAAUAGAGAGGGUACAAUAUUGUGACAAAUAACACUGAAACUGAUAAUUAAAUGAAUUUACAUAAUAAAAAAUGUUCCAAAUGGUAUUUUACACACUGUUUUGUAAUCAACAUAUGACCCUCAUCACUGAUGGGCUCAUGAUUUUUUAUUUUUAUUUUUAAUAUUUACUGGUAUUGUAAGUUCAUUACUAGAAAAUUUCCUCUGGGGAAAUUCUGAAAGGGUCAUGGGAGCUACUACCGGUGUGUGUACACUAUGAUGAGAUUCUUCAGAGAUUUCAAACUAUGCUCUUAAA
Molecule: messenger RNA, 2723 nt
Organism: Centropristis striata (black sea bass)
Lineage: Eukaryota; Metazoa; Chordata; Actinopteri; Perciformes; Serranidae
Exons: 1
Coding region: 176-1969 (597 amino acids)
Source: RefSeq, a predicted model, not a curated record